UCAGGUCCUGGACUGCCUGUAGUAUGUGCUUGGCCAGUUAGUGGACAGUACGGUCCGGGGUCAAGAGUGCUUUACUAUGUUCUCGUCUUUCUGUGCGUCUUUGGCAAAAAGGCGGAUUGGAUAAAAGAUGCCUGUUUGGCUGCCGUACUGCUCUUUCCUGCUGUCGCUGCCCUCCAUGGUAUAACACUUGCAGCUUUACAUGUCGAUGGUGCCGUAGAUAUGGACAUCUAUGGAGCCUUUCAAUUAUGCUCCUUAGGCAUUCUAGCAGCUCCAGCGACCGUCAAGAAUUCACGGACAUACUUUAUGGACCCUGGUCGAAAUAUCAUAUUUCUUUGGACAGUUCUGAUCCUUUCUGGUCUGCUGAGUCUUGCUGUUGAAUUCUUUCGCACCAAGUCUCAAAUUUGCAAAUCCAGCAACGGAAGUCUUAUCUCUCUAGCGAACUUCGACUAUGAGACAACUAACUGUACCUUGAGAUGCUCUGUAGAUGACGGGCCUUUCUCUCCAAUGCGCAAGGAUGCUGCAAACAACAUAUAUGUGAUACCAGCUCCGACUUUGUUGACCUUCGGCACCGUGACGCUCCUUUGCGCUGCUUGUUGCAUUCCAGCUAUCCUGACGCUCAUUUCCAUGUGGAACAAGAUUCUCGAGAUCAACUGGAAGUCACGCUUUGCAGCGGAAACUGAGAAGCCCCCGGAUCCGGAAGAGAAGCAAGUCAAGGCUAUUAACAGCCUGAUCAAACGUUUUCUCAAUGUCAUUGAGGCGCCAUUGUUUGGUCUUGCCGUGGUAGUUAUCCUGAUCCUUGGCGAGAUAAACUUGUUCAGUCGGCAAGUGAGAUAUCAAACCGAACCCAUAGCAAGUAUUGGUCAGUGGGCGCCAAUCGUUGGUACAGGACUCGCUAUAAUGGGAUCGCUCUCUAAUGCUUUGACACACGUCAGUACUCAACGCAGUAUGGCUAGUACAAUCCCAACAGACAGAGGAGGUCGUCGCAAAGUCGCUCAGCUCAUGAGCAAGAUAGGCGACUACAUGGGCACUCCAGGCCACGGUCAAUUCGACACAUCUUCAUUCAGACGUGAUGCCAAUACAUAUCCGACGAUACCAGGAGAACAGUUCCGAGCCGAAGGAUUGAUGGAUACAGAGCGACGAUACAAU
Aureobasidium melanogenum CBS 110374 is the source of this 1146-nucleotide messenger RNA. RefSeq lists its product as uncharacterized. The annotation marks the transcript as partial. The record is from RefSeq and is a predicted model, not a curated record. Lineage: Eukaryota; Fungi; Ascomycota; Dothideomycetes; Dothideales; Saccotheciaceae. The transcript has 5 exons.